UACAGAUUCAAGUUCAAACUACAAAAACGCGGCAGAAAAAGUUCAAAGCUCCGAAAAGAUACAAAAAAAUUGAUACAGUUUUUAGCAAAACCCAAGAGUUGGCAGCAAUGAAAAGAAUUGUGGUUGUGGUCCAUUGGCUUGGUCUGUUGUUGGCAUUCGAUCUUGUGAAAUCUAAUCACAGCACACAAAUUCAGCCAGACACAAGUCAGGUACAGAAUAAUGCAACACGGCAAGAAAAAUCAUUAAAAGAUGCUUCCUUCCUUGAAACAAUUACAAAUAUUACACAAAUAAGCGAAAAACAAUUGAGCGCUUCUGAACGUAAUAGACGUUUGAUACCUUAUAUGGCAUUCUAUUUACCACCCUCAGACAUACCAAUAAAUCAAGCCUAUGCUAUACAAAGGCCUAAACAGCAUACUUCAAAUUAUCAACUGCCACCAACAGCAGCAGAUAGCGCUGGACCAUUACCGCCACCAGCGAAUAUACCAAUACCAACGGCCUAUAUGCACAUGAAGUUACCAACAGUAGCUACAGCACAACAAACCGACAUUUCACAGGAUUAUCCCAACGCCGGCGAUGUAUAUCAUAAAAUAGCAUAUGGUUCUGCUCACUAUCCUUUGCCAGCUUCUUUAAAGAACACUGGAAAGAAAAUACCAAUUUUACAUUUGUUACCGCCAGGGCAUUCUGCACCAGCAGCGCCAACACUCAUUACAUAUAAGCACAACAGCGGUCCACAAAGACAAAAGACAGUACAGUAUUUUCCACCAUUAAACACACAAACCAAAACGCAGCCAAUACAACAAGAACAUCAGCAACUACAAUUGCAACAACAACAACAGCAGCAACAAGACCAUCAAGAGCAACAAAUUUUAUAUCAACCUCCAGUGAAGCAAUCAAAAAUCAAUUUAACACCAUUCACAUCAUCAAAUACAUUGCCAGGACAUUUCAUACCAAUUAUUUAUACGCCAAUGAACAAUGCCAAUAAUAACAACGACAACAACAAAAACCAGCAACAUAAUGGCAACAUAAUCAAUUACAACUACGCUGACAACAAACCAACAAUUGAGGAGUCACCACAAAUUCAACAGGUUGAAAAACAGCCACACUUAGACACGCAUAACCAAGUUGAGCAGCACCAACAACAGCAGCAACAUCUACAAAAUGUAGCUGAACUGGAAUUAUUACAAUCAGCACCAAAACAUUCACCAAAAGCAUCUCAUUCACACUCGCCACCACAGCAGCAACACCAGCAACUUCAGUUUAUCACCGAUACAGGUCUACCAGCACUGACGUCACCUCAACUUCCACAAAGUGGUGUGCAUCAACCAGUUGCAGUAGUUCACCCAACAGCAAAUCCUUCUCAAUCACCGUACAUAGACUACAUUAUUGAAGAGCCUAAGCAGUCUUUGGAUGAAGAACAGCACGGCAGCAUACCAACUCAACAACUAAAAAUAACUGCUAAACCUACAUCAGCGCCACCACAAGCAGCGUAUAUAGUCAUCACAACCGCUCUACCACCAGCAACCCCAACAUCUGCAGAAUACUAUGGUUCCACUGUACGCCCAGCUUACAAAAAACAACCUACAAUACGUUUACAAGCAGUCGCACAAGAAGAGCAACAGAAAAAUUAUCCAACAAGGCGUCCAACAAUAAUAGCACCACAACUUUCCAAUACAGCAUAUUCCAAUAAACCGAAUUACAAGCAAGUAGCCAUUAAACUGCAAUCGUCUAAUGACUAUGAAGAAGGUAUUGAAUCAACACCAACACCCCAGCAAUUAGAAACAGAGCACGUCACUCCAACUCCAACAUCGGCGAAGUUACCUGCAUACUAUGCUGGCGACAGUAACAAAAAUCAGCAGCAUGCACCACAAAGCAUACCUGAUCCCAAUCAAUUGCCUGAUAUACGCUCUUCAUCUCUGGCUGAAAUUUUACACAAGUUGCAAGCUAGCAAUCACUUACCACAAACGUUGACAGCCGACAACAUAGACAAUUCAAUAAAAACACUCAUUACAAUACUGAACAACUUAAAGCAAACUCAAACAAUUGUUGCUAAUCCACCACAACAUCACGAAACGCCAACAAAUGCAGCUGACUAUGAUUACAAUGCCGGUGGCAGUCAGGAAGAGCAUGGCACACCGCCAACGAUAAAUGUAUUAACGCCCAUCAAACCAAAUAAGCAUCCCGGACCCAGCACAGGCCGCCCAGGUAUAGAUUAUCCAAAUUAUGCUGAAAUACCGCAAACAUCCUUCGAUUGCACUCAACAACGGUACAAGGGUUUCUUUGGAGAUCCUGAGACGAACUGUCAAGUAUGGCAUUAUUGUGAUUUAAAUGGUGGCAAGGCCUCAUUUUUAUGCCCCAACGGCACAAUAUUCAGUCAAAUAGCAUUAACAUGUGAUUGGUGGUUUAAUGUAAAGUGCUCCACAACAGCACAACUUUAUGUACUGAAUGAAAGGCUUUAUAAAUAUAUAUUACCAUUUACACCCAAAUUUCCAGAAGAUUAUAGUGGACCGCUUGUAGAUAAAUAUCUUGCAAUGAAAUUUCAAGAGAUGGAAGAAAAAACGCAUGUACAUAAAGAUCAGAAAGAAGUAGAAAAAAUAGAAGAACCUCCAAGUACUGACAAUAACAUCGAAGAAACUACAUUAAAUGUGGAACCGAUUAAUCCACACAAACAUGAAGCAAAGAAUUCCUAUGUAAGUGAACAGAGUUCCGAACGAAAUUUACUAAUAGAUGAUGAAGGUAUUGAUGAUGAUGAUGAUAAUAAUACUAAAUCAGCUAAACCAGCUACUCAAGAAAUCACAACACCAGCAACAAGUACGAACUCAACAGAUUUGGAGUUAUCACUCAGUCUUAAACCUAUAGUAGUAUCCUCAACAGAAGGACCAGAUUAUGCGCAAAACAGUUCCGAAGAACAAGAAACAAAGGAAAGUAAUGAGGAGCAACAUAAACGUGCGGAUAUGAAGAAAAAUAAUAAAUCGGAAAAUUCUCGUGAACCAACAAAAUUUAAAGUAAGCGUUGAAAAAGUUGAAGUCAUAGAAAUAAAAUCUGACGGCACAUCUGGACACAUAACACCAGCUGAAUUAUAUGAGACCAGAUAGACUAUAUAAUUGAUUAUAUAAAGCCUAUAUGUUAUUAUAUUUUUAUAAGAAUGUUAUUAUUUAUACACGUAUUUGUAUCCUAGAGUGGAAAGCCAUUUCGCAGUUUAAAAGGCGUAUUGCAAAUAUUGUAUACAUAUUAGGGGAGGGAGGGGGCGACAGACGCACGCAGUUUGUAUAUUUUUUUUUUUAUAAUUUAU
Molecule: messenger RNA, 3289 nt
Organism: Teleopsis dalmanni
Lineage: Eukaryota; Metazoa; Arthropoda; Insecta; Diptera; Diopsidae
Product: LIM and SH3 domain protein Lasp
Exons: 8
Coding region: 108-3092 (994 amino acids)
Cellular component (GO): extracellular region
Molecular function (GO): chitin binding
Source: RefSeq, a predicted model, not a curated record